GUUAUGGAGACUUCAAAUGAUCAGUCCGUGGUUGGAGUCCAGAAUUAUUUGGAGAAGGCAGCGCAGAACCUAAAACCUGUUGUUCCCAUCAAGUUCCACAUCUCCAGCCGUACCGAUGCUGGCGUCCAUGCACUCUGCAACUCUGCUCAUUUUGACAUCCAGAGGGCACCGGGGAAGCCAGCUUUGAAUGAGAAACAGCUCAUCUACAGUCUUAAUUACCACCUGAAGUCUGAGCCAAUCCGCAUUUUGAAUGUCUGUCGAGUGACCAGUAGCUUCCAUGCACGCUUCUCUGCACUGUCAAGAACCUACAUUUAUCGGCUGUUGAUGGGCUGCACUCAUUAUUCUGAAGUACCAGUGUUUGAAAAGGAUCUCUGCUGGGCGCCUGUGGGAGGCUGCUUGAAUGUGACUGCCAUGCAGGAUGCUGCACAGUUCCUGCUGGGAACCCACGACUUCAGCACCUUUCGCUCACUUAACUCUGAAACACCUUUCCAGUCUCCGGUCAGAACUAUCCUCCAGGCAGAUAUCCAGCCUUCUUCUGGUUUCCUGUCCCACCAUUAUCAACGCAGGGGACUGGAGUUUUGGGAGUUGCAGUUCAGGAGCAGAUCGUUUCUCUACCGGCAGGUCCGAAGAAUGGUUGGGGCUCUAGUUGCAGUUGGCCAGGGAAAGUUAACACCUCAUCAUAUAAAGGAGUUACUGGAGAGAAAAGAUUCACGGGCUUUUCCACCAAACGCCAUGGCUCCGCCAUCCGGACUCUUUCUAAAAUCAGUGGAAUAUAAUAAAGCAGAUUUGGACACUACAGUUGACCCAGGAGAAUAG
This is a messenger RNA of Tauraco erythrolophus (red-crested turaco), 816 nucleotides long. Lineage: Eukaryota; Metazoa; Chordata; Aves; Musophagiformes; Musophagidae. The record is from RefSeq and is a predicted model, not a curated record.